Populus nigra (black poplar) is the source of this 628-nucleotide messenger RNA. Its product is annotated as EG45-like domain containing protein. Bases 60 to 452 code for a protein of 130 amino acids. Gene Ontology annotation, biological process: systemic acquired resistance. Gene Ontology annotation, cellular component: cell wall; apoplast. The record is from RefSeq and is a predicted model, not a curated record. NCBI's taxonomy places the organism in Eukaryota, Viridiplantae, Streptophyta, Magnoliopsida, Malpighiales, Salicaceae. The transcript is spliced from 3 exons.
GUCAGGUUUGCGCACGAAAUCACUUGGUCUUUUUUUCCUUAGACCUUAAAGAAGAAGAAAUGGGUUAUAAGAUUGAAUCAGUUUUUAUAAUGGUAGGCAUUGUAUCAUGCCUUAUCUCCGUUGCGCAUGCUGCACAAGGAAAUGCCGUUUUCUAUGAUCCUCCUUAUACUCCCUCUAAGUGUUACGGAAACAGGAACGAUGGAGUUAUGGUUGCUGGGGUGAGUGAUGCUCUGUGGAAUGGUGGAGCAGCAUGCGGGAGAAAAUACAGGGUGUCGUGCAUACGAGGUGCAAAUAAAGCUCCAAAACCAUGCAAACAAGGUAGUGUCGUUGUAACAGUUGUCGAUUAUUGUAGAAGAGUAUGUAAUGGAGAUAUCAAUCUUUCGAAAGAUGCUUUCUCCCGGAUCGCUGAUCCUGAUGCUGGCAAAGUCGUAAUUCAAUACGACCAGGUUUGAAGACUUGUGGGAAAAAGCUGUUUCAAAGCCAAGCUGAUCGUGAUAGAUCGAGUUAAAAAUAAAAUGGCUGAUUAUGGAACUAGUCUAUUUCAUGGAUGAUGUACAACUUAUGUAGAACAAAAUAAAUCAAUCAAUCAAUCAAAUAAGAAUUAUCUCAAGUGAGAGACUUUGAGAUU